This is a messenger RNA of Corvus hawaiiensis (hawaiian crow), 17531 nucleotides long. RefSeq names its product activating transcription factor 7 interacting protein (gene ATF7IP). The record is from RefSeq and is a predicted model, not a curated record. The transcript is spliced from 11 exons. Gene Ontology annotation, cellular component: nucleus; transcription regulator complex. NCBI's taxonomy places the organism in Eukaryota, Metazoa, Chordata, Aves, Passeriformes, Corvidae. Gene Ontology annotation, molecular function: transcription coregulator activity; protein binding; DNA binding. The coding region runs from base 570 to 4367 and encodes 1265 amino acids. Gene Ontology annotation, biological process: DNA integration; DNA recombination; regulation of DNA-templated transcription.
GGGGGAACGUGCCUCUCGCUCCCCAAACCGGGAACCGCAGUUCGGCAUGCGGCGGGGACAAAUAAGCUGAAGGGGUUUUUUUUACAGCUCACCUUGUUCUGCUGUGUGUUCACUAGGUGAAAUAGGGCAGGAUGGUGACGUAAUUUUUUCUUAGAAAAUGGCUUGUUUUUCUACUUACUCUCAGCUAACACUAACAUAACUUUAACUUACAAGGGAGAAAAACUCAAAUCGUCAGUGGUGGGCUAGAACAACUAUUAUUUGCACAUAUGAUAAUGAUGUGACCUCUGUUUUGUUUAUUACGUUUAAAAACAAAGGCACAGUUGUAUGUGGAGCUCACUAGGCUGGUGGUGUGUAUUCCAUUCAGCCAGAUCAGCAGAUUUGUUUUAGUGGUAGAAAACCAAAUUACUGGCGUAUUAUUUUAGCACGUCUUCUAUAAGAACUGAUCAAAAACAGUACUUUGUUUUUUCUUUGAAAAUAGUUUUUAAAUUUCUGACAACUUAUAUCAAAAUUGCUAUGAAGGAUUUCAACUGAAAACUGCUUUUUAUGAACCACUACUUAAAAGGGCUAAGAUGGAUAGCACAGAGGAACCUCAGAAAAAAGUCUUUAAAGCACGAAAAACAAUGAGAGUAAGUGAUCGGCAACAACUUGAAGCUGUCUAUAAGGUUAAAGAGGAGCUGUUGAAGACAACUGAAGUGAAACUGUUAAAUGGAAAACAUGAGAAUGGCGAUUCUGAUGUAAAUUCCCUUUUAAGCAAUACAGACUGUAUGGAAGACAAGAAAGAAAUUAAUGGCAUGGUUGAGUUGUGUGUUAACUCUGAGGAAAGAAGAACAGCUUCUGAUGAAAUUAGUGAGGCCAAAAGCCCUGAGAGUAGGGCAGGAAACAUAGUCAAUGACAUAGAAUCCAAACCUCUUAUGCUGUCUUCAGAAAAUGUUACUCCUGAGCAAGCUAAAGAUACUGACACUGCAGUAAAUCGCGAGGCUGAAAAUGGAGUGAUUGGUAGCAAUAAAGAUAACUUCCAUGAAGAAAAUAGUAGAAAAGAUCAUUUGGACCAAAGAAAGAAUGAUAUACCAUUGGAAGGUGAAAGUAAAUCAGUCUGUAAUAUUAGUGAGUCUUCUGAAGCAAAGGGGGAAGUGAAUGAUUUAACUGUUAAUUCCAGUUCAUCUGGUGAGGAAAAGAGGACUGAAGAGGUAACUGUUGAAGAGGCUGUUGGAGAAGCAGCCAUCUCUAGCAGUAUGGAAGCUGACCAGGAAAAACAAGAAGGCAGUGCAGGACUUUCAGAAACCACUGUUCCGAAGACAAUAGAUGAGCCAGGUGAAACUAUCUUGGACAAUACUGACUGUAUGGAAACAGAUGAAAUUAUUCCAAUUUUGGAAAAACUAGCCCCUGCUGAAGAUGAUCUGAGCUGUUUUUCUAAAAGUUCUCUGCUUCCAGUGGAUGACACAGUCCCAGAUUUAGAAGAGAAAAUAGACAACUGUUUGGGUUCACCAUCCAAACAGGAAAGCAAUGAAAGUCUGCCAAAAGAGGCUUUCUUAGUGCUGUCUGAUGAAGAGGAUCCCUGUGAUGAGAAGGAGGAACAUGUUGAAGGAAUACUACCAAACAAGCCAAGUCUUCCAGAAGAGGUGGAGGGGGAGAGAAGAAAGGAGUGUGAAGAUAAAGAAGGAGAAGAGGCCCACAAAGAAGAGGAGAAACAAAUAGAGAAAAGUGAAGCAUCAAAGAGAAAGCGUUCCAAAUCUGACGACAUGGACAAUGUUCAUUCUAAACAUCGUCGGUACAUGGGAGAAGAUUAUGAAGCAGAACUCCAAGUAAAAAUUACAGCCAGAAAGGAUGUUGACCAAAAAUUACAAAAGAUUAUCCAGAGACUUUUAGAAGAAAAGCUUACCGCUUUGCAGUGUGCAGUAUUUGACAAGACUCUGGCAGACUUGAAAACUCGAAUGGAGAAAGUAGAAUGCAACAAGAGGCAUAAAACAGUGCUUACUGAAAUGCAGGCUAAAAUUGCGAGAUUGACAAAGCGGGUUGGAGCAGCCAAGGAGGACUUGAAGAAGAGACAGGAAAACGUGGCAAAUGCCCCUGCAUCUCCAGGGAAAGCAGCAGCCGACACUGCAAACGUAAACAACGCCACGUAUCGAAAUGCUGGCACAGUGAGGCAAAUGCUGGAGUCAAAGAGGAAUGUAGGAGAGAGCACACCAGCAACUUUUCAAGCCCCUGUGAAUCCAGUGCCUGCUUCCAGUCUUGCUGCUUCUCCAGCAGUUGUCAGUGGACAUCCUAAGCUUCAGACUCCAGUGUCCUCCACCAGCUCUUUGACAACAACAGUGCUUCCCACAGCUAACACGGCUACGGUUGUAGGCACUAACCAAGUGCCCACUGGCAGCACUCAGUCAGUGGCUGUCUCAUUGCAGUCUUUGCCCGUAAUCCUGCAUGUACCUGUUGCGGUGUCAUCCCAGACUCAGCUCCUGCAAGGCCACACAGGGACUUUGGUCUCUAACCAGCAGUCAGGCAACGUUGAAUUUAUAUCUGUACAAAACUCAUCUACAGUUGGUAGCCUUACCAAAACUACAGUGUCUUUGGCAUCAACUAACACAACUAAACCAAAUAACAUCCCACAUGUGCCCAGUCCUGGUAUUCAGAGGAACUCUACAGUCAGUGCUGGGUCAAUAGGCACAACGUUGGCAGUACAGGCUGUUCCUACUACACAUCCUGUUGCCCAGACCACAAGGACUUCUUUGCCCACAGUGGGUACUCCAGGACUUUAUAAUGCGACCGCCAGUCGAGCGCCCCUACAGAUGAAGCUUCCCCUCUCUGCAUUUAGUAGUACAGCUCCUACUGAACCACCCACUGUUGCAGCACCCAAGAUUGAAAACCAGACAAGCAGGCCACCAACAGAUACUUCGGCAAACAAGCGACCUGCUGAGGGAACAACACAGCAGUUGAAACAGGAAGAGACUUCAUCAGAAAAUAAAGAAGCAGUAGAAGCAGCACAGACGAAUUUUAACUUCCCUGAGGAUGUCCUCUUUGGAUUGGAGGAAGAGGAAGAGGAUGCUAAGAGCAUCAAAAACACCCACAAGCAGACUGGCUGGGCAGCUAACCUGUUAAAACAGUGGCUGGCCAAAAAUGGCAAGGAUCCUAGCUUUGAAUUGGUUCCAGUAAGUGAACUCAAUGAUAUCUUAAGAGAGUUUUAUUACACUAUAAGAAAUCACGAUGGAAAUACCUACAGCGUGGCAAGCUACAAGUCAAUGCGUGCUGGCUUAAACCGGCAUCUCAAAAUGCCACCUUAUAAUCGUCAGAUUUGCUUAAUGAAGGACAAAGAGUUUGCGAGUGCAAACAUGGUGUUUGUGAGCGUGCUGAAGAUGCUGCGCAUGCAGGGGAAGGAUGAGACUCACCACCAUCCUCCUAUAGCUGCCGAGGACUUGCGUAAGAUUAAGCAAUCUGGUGUGCUGGGUUUGCACAGUCCACUGGCACUCGUCAACAAGGUGUGGUUUGAUUUGCAGUUGCAUUUUGCCAAGCGAGGGAGGGAGAUUCUAAGAGAUCUGGCUCCAGAUGCAUUUGUUGUUGAGAAGGACAAGAAUGGGCGUCGAUAUGCUAUGUUUAGGUAUCCUGGCAAAGGAAAAAAUGGCGAAGAUCCUCAUAAAAUGGGUAAAAUGUAUGAUAUGCCUGGGGACCCAAACUGUCCUGUUUUUUCCUUGGAACUUUAUUUGUCCAAGUUGCCUCCAGAGCCCCCUGCCUUUUACCUGCACCCUCUAAAGCUAACGUCAGAGCAAAUGCAAGAACAGCCUGUCUGGUACAAAAGAGAACCGAUGGGUGUGAACUACCUGGGCACCAUGAUGCCCAGGAUAAGUGUGGCAGCCAGGCUCUCUCAGCGGUACACCAAUCAUUCUCUCCGAACUACCACCAUCCAGCUACUGUGUGAAGCAGGACUGGGGCCUAGAGAAAUAAUGACAGUGACAGGCCAUCGCUCUGAGUCUGCUAUUAGACACUACUGGGGAUCUGCAGAGGUUCACUACAGGGCCUGGUCAGAUAUAAUGGGAAAUAAUGCCCCCAGUUAUCGAUAUAGCAAGAUCCCAAAUGAAGUGAUAAAAGAAUCAGUAUCUGGCGCAUCCACCUCUUCUGUGAAACAUGUUGUUCUAGAACAAAACAAAAUUUUAUUCCCUGCAAAAUCUGUGGUGCCACCUGGCACUAACUCUGUGGCUUUAGUCCCUGAGGGACACCCAGCUCUGAAUUGCAGAAGCCCCAUCCUGUUGAACCACAGUUCUUCCAAGGUGUUUCUCCCCAAGAGCAUGACUGGUGGGAAUCUAACUGCCGGUCCCCUUCAAGGCUGUUGUAACAAACCUGUCUUUAUAAAGCGUGUGAUAAAGCAAGAACCAAUGACUUGAUGCUUCUGUAAUAGAAUCGAUUUCAGAUGAAUUGCUAAAAUGGAAAAAUUAUCAGAUUUGGUUUUUUACUUGGUCUACUAAGGAAAUUUCUUAUGGUCUAGUUCAGCAAGAAGUAUCCUGUUUGCACUCAAGAUGUGAGCUAUGGAGCAGAAACUUAAACAGAGCAGGGCUUGGAGUUUGUAUGACUUUUUGUGGCAGCUGGGACUCUUUCAAGUGGCUGAGCAGAGCUAUUUAAAAAACAUUAAAGGGAGAUACUGAUUUCCACUUAGCUGAAGAUAUGCUUUCUUCACUAAGAGUGUGGCUUUUCUAUUUUGUGAAGAGUGUUAUUUAUCAUACCAUUUUGUGCCUGCUGGCACUAAUGUAGCAUCUUAAAAAUCAAAUACUUGAUUACUGAAGAGCACCAAGAAAGUAGAAGUUGAAUGAAAAUAGACACAGAUGCACUACAAAUAUAUACAUACGUGUGAAAACACCUGGAUUUGCUUAACCACUGUCACUCUCUGUUCAAAUUAUCAGACCUACCAGAGGACUGUGCCUUUAUUUUAUUUUUUUUAAAACAUUCUUCUAAAUUGAUUUUCUCUGUGAGCUGCAGAUUUGCAAUGCAGGUCUUUUCUUACUUAAUAUUUUUGGCUUAGGAUUCCAGUCAUUCUGUUCUCCAAAGGCAUUAUUAAUAUGUGUGGUAUUAAAAUUGGGAUCUCUCUGGUUGUGCAUGAAAUGGGGAAAACAUUCUCAAAAGAGCUGAAAACAAUUUCUUGCUUAAAUGCCAGGUAAUUAGAGUUUGAGUGUUGUCUCUGUGCCUAACUUGUGAGAGGCUUUUUUGUAUUUCCUCUCACCAAUCCCUUCACUGCAUUUCACAUCAUCUUUGCGCUCUAGUCUUUGUCCGUGUAAUAUAAGUACAUCCUCUUCUGCCCCACUGAAUGCUGUCCAAAUAAUAUUUUUGAUUUUAUCUUCUUCAGAUUAGUAAACUGAUCCUGUCAUUAUCUUUUCCAUAGAUUUUUACAUGUUAGGAAUUCUCAGGAUAGUGGAUGUGAAUAAUAAUUUUCAUCAUAGAUUCUGACAAGAGAUCGUCCUGUAAAUAAAAAUAGAAUACUGGUUAUAGAAUCACAAAUUAUGGUAGGCCCACUUUGGAAGAAGAAACAGUGUAGCAUUUACAACUGUUUUCCAUUAUAUUAACUGAGUGAAACAGACAUUGCUUUGUCUUUUUCAAACGUGUGCACACAUGCACUACAUAUUCAUGGCUUAUCACACAAAGGACUUCACUUGAAGUGUUGGUUUUGCUCAACAAUGGACAAAAUAGAGAAAAAUCCCAGCAGAAAUGACAAAUUGACCAUGAUAAACUCUUAAUUCUGUGGAGAACUUCCUUGCAGGGAUAGGCUUUCAAAUACUGAAUGAGAUUUAUCACUCUGUUAUAGUGUAUACUCUAUGUAGACACUGCUAUAGUCUGUACAGAGGACUUGAUGCCUGAAAUGUUGGAGUUUUCAUCUUUGCUUAUAAGAUUUACCUUUGCGGCUUUGUGUAGGUUAUUCAUACUUACUGCAUCAAUUUUCCAAAGUGUAAGACCAACACAGUGCUCCAUUUUUUAAUGGAACACGUUUGAAAGGUUUUAAAAGUUCUGUAGUGAUCUUAAAUUUACCUAUGAUUGAGAUAGUUGAUCUGAUGUAAUUGUUAAUAUAAAAAUUACUUCUGCACAGUCCUACUUCCUUAGUAGGAGCAUUAAUUUAUGAUAUCAAUGACUAGAGGAAAGAAAGCAUGGAUCAUUUUGUCAAGCCUAAAGUAAAUCAAUUAGAGAUGGUAGAGAAAGUGAUCCUUUCUAACAGCUAGAAGAAAAAGUAGAAAAACAAAGGGCAAACAGUUCUCAAAUUAUAGAAGAACUGUGCACUAACUUAUUCUAGGAUAUUUUAGGGUAACACAGAUUUCCAAAUUUUUGGGAUUCAUAGAAUUCGUAAGUCAGCAAAACUAAAUUUAAUCCAAACUUUCACCAGGAUGGGUAUGUAUUACUAUUGCCCCCCAAAAAAUGUUUCCAUCUUUGUCUUAGGUAGUUGCUUCUUCCAGCAUACUGGCAUUGAACAUUUAUCCUCCAGAAACAAGAAAAGUAGGUUGCCAGGAGAUGAUUCUGUGUUCCCUCUUGCUGCAUACCGUGAUCAUACUGACCACACGCCCUGCUCUGGUUCUAACUGCAUCUGGGUGACUUAGUGCAACAGCAAAUUGCUGGUGGCUUCCUUCUUCAACAUAAAUCUAGUUGGUGAUUAAAACAGGAAGAGGGACUCUCUUGGCCAGUUUUGGCAUGUCUCUAAUUCUUUUUGAUUAUCAUUUGGCUUCUAACUUGACUUCCGUUCUGUUGGCUUAUAAUUGGGUAUUUCUGGAUUCUCAUUUGUUAAAUUCUAAUUCUGUUGGCACCAACUGUACGGCAUCCUCUUACUACCUUCACUUUGAACCUGAUUCUUCAGAACUACUGCCUGCAGUAUAACUACUAUACUGUAGUAUAGUAGGUUUUGUAUGGGAGAAGUUUUUUUAAAUUAGAAAGUAUUCCUCGUUUGGGCUGGAAGUAUUGUUGCUUCACAAGACCCGGGAUCAUUGUUUACUAAGCUUUCUGGUAAAAUUUGGAUUAAUUCUAGUUAGUAGAACAUCUUUCUAACCUUCCAGAACUGAAAAAUCUUUCUCCUGUUUCCCCUCCCACCUAAAGUGUUAAAUGAAUCUUUCCUACAUGUAUUUUAUGUCUAGAAAAAACUGAAGUAAACCAAAUGCAUAUUUUGCAGCUUUUGUAUACUCAGUUUUGGCUGUGAGUACAGUAAUGUGGGGAGCAAGGGGUGAAGUUUCUAGUCAGUGCUGUUCAUGGCAGUACAAGUUAUGCUGUGUGAACAUAAUGAAUUCUAUCAAAAUGGACAUGAAUUGUACUCCUCAGUUGCAGUAUCAGCAGAGAACCUCAAACAGCAGAAUAACAGAGUUUCUUGGGUUUUUUCCCAUUAUUUUUCUGCUAUAAGCGAACCUGGAUGGUGAACCAACAGGUUAAGAAUAGUUUGUUUAAACUUAGAUUUAGACUUUGGCUGCAAAUUUAAUGCAAAAUUGUCAAUCAUCAUUUAAAAUUCACUUUAAGAAUCUGAAUUUAACAUAUAUUCUUUGAUAGAAGUUUAUCAUCUGUGACUCUUGAAUUUUCUAAUUAGAUCUUGUCCUAAAAUAAGACUGUUUCAUUUCAGUUGCAAAAAAAUCCGUAAAAAGCAAAACCAACCAACCAGCCAAUAAUCCCUCACCAGAAAAAACCCAAACCAAAACAAAAAACCCAACACAAACAAAAAACAGCACUUAGUCUAUGUCAACUAAAUUAAUACUGGCUGCUAUGUUAUUGAUUAAAUUCCAUUUCUUUUGAUGGAGGUGACCCUGAAAACAGUAGAGAAUGACUGGUUCCUUACAUAAUACUUCCAUAAAUUUAGUUUUACAUCUCAUUUUCAUAAUUCAGCUUUUGUACUAGUGUUAUGAAUCUAGAACUUGUUUUCUCGGUGUUUUCCUGUUAAGUUUGGAAAUCUCAGCUGUUACUUAAGGGCAACUCUUAACUACUUUUUGUUUUUAUGAACUUAGCAUGGUAUCUUAAAGUAUGUUAAAUUUUCUUUGCUAUAUGCACCUUCUCUGUACCAUGUGAAGAGCUCCACUGUACAUAGUGUCAAAUACCUGAAGGCAUUGGAAGGAUGCUUUGAAAUUGAAUUUGUUCUUGGGUUUGUUGUGGUUUUAGUCUAAUACCUCUGGUUAUCCUGAACUGUACAGCUUCUCAGUAGUUGCUGUUUAGGUCAGCAUAGUCAAAGUUUUCAGUAUGCAGUUUGGACAUGCGAUUUUGCUGUAUGACUGUUUCUUGUUUUUUCAGCCUCUCUCUUGCUUCUUGCUCCAAAAGGAGUGGCUGCAGGGAUGUGGGAGGGGGCAUCUUACUACUUCUGUUAGUCUUUCAUCUUCAGCUUUUUUCUGCAUACACAGAAAUUUAAGGGUUGUUAUUUGGUCCCAGUCAUUUUACCAAUGGCCGUUCCAGUGCCUCGGGUCCUUGAGUUGCAUUUGAAGACAUGACAAGCACUUUUAAUGUAUUGGGGUAAAUAUUAUUGUUACAGAGGCAAAGGCAUUUUUAAUUAUAUAGCAAAUCUUUACAAUGGUUUUAAAGUAUUUUAGUAUGUAUCCCAGUUAUAGAUACAGGAGUUAUAUAUAAUAUAUAUAAUAUAUAAAUAUAGCUAUGGUAUACUGAGAGAAUCUAUGAAAGCAGUUUUAUUAUAUUGUAACAUAAAGUAACAGGGAACAAAUCUGAACAGGGUUUGAUGUGUUCAAAAUGUCUGGCAUAAGUCAAUGGUCAAGAAUGUUUGCAUUAUAUUUAUCAAAACACCAGGUCAGGUGAAUAGUCUUUUGUUUCUUGUUCCCUGCUUCAUGUGCAUCUUAUCCUCUUAAGGAGUAAAUAUCUUUUUCUGUCUAAAUUUCAUCUGUGCAUUUCACUUUACAGCUACUAUUAGUUUAUUAAAUAAAAGUCCACCAGCGUCCUAUCCAUUUCCCAUUGCUUCUGACAUACCUUGAUUUGUUUGGUUGAACUACAGUUUAAUUUAUUUUGCUGACUAUUGGAAAUUCAUCUGGUACAACAUUAAUAAAGUACAUUUAUAACUCCUAUCUCUUUACUCUGCAAUGUGUAACAAACUUUGUGAGUGUCUCUUGGGAAAUAAUGUGAGCAAAAUGGAUAUGUCAGCUUACAAUUUAUAAGCAGCUAUUAAUUCUAUGUUGUUGAAGCAUUAUUGAUGAAUAUGUUUCCUUGAAUUUCAUGGUUUUGUCACUGAAAAUAAACAUAUAUAGUUAUAUAUGUAAAAUGGGCUGCUUGGCUUUUGUCUAUGACCUUGAGGUUAUGUUCACGCUGUUUAAAAUGCCACUAGCUCUCGUCUGUUAGAUAGAACCUUUGCCCAACACUAAUUAGAAAUCUGAAUUACAAAGUUGUUAGCAGGGCAUCAGGUAGCUGAAUUGGAUGGCUGUUCUAAGAAACACAGUUAAAGUGAAUCCCUUAUUGUGUGGCUUUUAAAGUGAUUUGUCUUUCCCUGUGACUUACCUGCGUUACUUAAACCACCCCCAGCUACUGAGAGCAGCUUUAAAUGGGUAAAUAUACUUGUGUAUUGUAGGCCCAAAUUUGUCAUUUGGGGCCAAGAAUUUUGGAGGAGAUAUUAAAACAAUCUAAUUGAUUAUGCCAUUACUCCAGGCAUGGAGCUUUAAAAAGCUGUGGUAAACUAAUCUGAAAAGUAUUAUAAAUAUAUUUACUUUUCAAUAAGAUGGUCUUCCACCAUCCAAGACAGCCAUCCCACGUGAUACUGUUGGGAAACUGUCAGUGAGUUUUGGGGAAAUAAGGUACAUGUUUCGCCUUCAAAGAGUAAGAACCAGUAAAGAGAUGUGUGUGUGUGUGCACGUAUGUUUGUGUUUAUUAUAUACCCUUUUAACUGGCUGAUAAAGGAAAAAGAGAAUCACAGAUGCAGAAAAAUACUUCUAGCAUUGUGUGAAGUGUUUCUUUGUAACUUCUAAUUGGGACUAGGAUUACUAGCAUCUAAAACCAGCUAUGCUGGCAACCAAUCUCUUAUUUGUGUUCUUGUUAAUAGGGGUAGCCAGACCAUCAUCUGCUCUUUGCACCAAAGAAGUGAGAGGGUAUAUAACACUUAGGGGUUACUAUAACUGGUUAUUCACUUUUUCCGUGCUUACAUUGUUCUUGUUCUGUAGGAAGUGUUGCACAGUACCAGUUAAGGGUAAGGAGAAUGUAGCAAUCUUGUGAAUGCAACACAUAAAAUGUCUGUUAAAAGAGUUUUUUAGUAUUAUGCAAAUAUGCAACCACACACUAUCAAAACAUGUAUUGCAGCACUGUGAAAUUUUGUGUAAACUUUGAUCAUGGUAAACUGCUUCCUUUAUUGUGUUAUCGUUUUCCUUUUUACCUUGAUAAGAGACGACAAAUAUAUUUGGUACGUGGUUGAGUAGAUUUUCAUGACAUCUUUGCAAGGCUGGAAUAAUUAUUUCAGUUUUGUGGGAGUUACUGCAUUGGAAAAAACAACGGUUGAGGAGUGAUAAAUCUGACCCUGAAGUAGUCUGUGACUGUAAUAUGCUCAGAAAUGUAUAAAAAAAAUAAUUUUCACAAUUGCUUAAACUGUGCUUGCAAUCUGUAGUUUUGUAUAUGGAUGACUAAAAAUGAAAUAUUGACUUUAUAAUUACGCAUACAAACACAGUUUUACCACCCUCUCUAUGCACAUCCCAUUCCCGAGACAUAUUUUUAACAUCACUCCCCAUAAUUUAAGAUUGAUUUUGCUAUUAUAUAACGCCUUGGUGCAUCAUGUGUUAUUGUGGUGGUAUGAUGCUUCAUGAAUUGUCUGGUUUACAACUUCCAGAUUUUUUUCUAGUUUGGUCUUUUUUUCUAGUAGAAACUUAAUAAAAUUGUCUCCACUGUGUCAGUGUGCCACACAUAGUCUUCAGAAAUUUUAUUUACUACCCUGAAAUACGUUUUUUAUUUUGCAAUUUAUUUUUUCAUUGUUGCAUUUUUUCCCCUUAAUUUUUCACUUUUACAUACUGAAAUGUUCCUUUAUGAAAAGCAGGUGGCAUUACAAUCAAUAACCUUGUUAUCUCUUUGUGAUGAACUGAACUGUGGCGUUAUAUAAUACCAAAACUUUUAAAAUCGUAUCUAUCAUAUGUGAAUAGAGAAGUGAAUAUUCAGAACUUUCUUCAAAAAUACCAACUUGCAGCUUUUGGUUUUUCAUGUGGUACAAUACAUGUGCAUGUUGUUGAGCUGUUCAGUUUGAGCUUUAGAGGUUUCUUUCCCAGUUUUUUACAGUAGUUUGCCAUUGGUGUAUAUGUGCUGUGGUGUUUUAACUUUUUCUCUGUUAAAUUUCACAGUUGCAGUUACGGUGGGAGAUAACUUCUUUUCUCAAUAUCAUGUCUACCAUAUGUGCUUUCGCCCUUAAAUUGUCUCCUUCCUUACAUUUGUUUUCCUUGUGGUAUUGGAGUAGAAAAAAUUGUGGAGAUAAGUGUCUGUAAAAAAGCUUUUUCUUUCUUUUCAAAAUUGCAAAUGACAAAUCAACCUAAUUUGUAGCAGUAAUGAUCUGAAAAAGUUGCUGGCUAGCAAAGCUAAGGUGAUAUUCUUUCUCCCACUCCAGUAUUUUACAACAGUGCGAAGCAGUCUCUGCGAGUGGAAAAACAGUGUAGUGGUAGUAGCCUGUCUGAGUGUCCACACUUUCGUAGAGGCAGAUGAGGAAACUGCUUCAGAAUCACUUGAACACCAGAACCAGCCCUUCAUUUUAUUGCGAGGCUGAUGCCCUUCUGAUUCCCCCUCAUUAAUAUACUGUUUGCUAGUGUGUAGAUUAAUUAUUUGAUACUACAAGUCAAUGGCAUAGGGGAUAUUAUGACAGUCUUCCAAAAGAAGGAAAAAAGUUCUUAAUUAUAAAACAUUUACAUUGGUUUUAUUGCAAAUCUUAAUUGUGACUUCAGGUUCAGGUGACCCUGUAUUUAUCCAUUUUUGACACGUUCCAUGAUUUUUAUUACCUCUAAGAACCCCUUUUCUAUUAUACUUACUGUUUAAAUUUCUGUAAUAUCCAUAUGACACCGGUUUUAGAAAGUCAAUGUGCAAUUAUUUUCUUUAUCAAGGAAAACUGUAUUAUUGCUGCUUUUUCCUAGCAAUUAUCCCCAUAAGUAUAUCUUAUAUGUCAGUCCAUCUAUUUCUCAGUACUUUCUUCAAUGCUUAAAAAGACUUUAGUGGCUGGGAUUGGAAGAAAGCAGAUAUUAUGUAUGCAGUGGAAAAUGCAUGAAAUUGUGAGCAUAGGUAAUUUUUACUGAUUCUUUGUAGAAAACCCUGAAGUGUAGUAACUGAAAUAUGAAUAGCAAUUUUAUAUAAUUAGUUAAUACAAAGUCUUGUUUCUAGUAGUUUUCCUGGUCAAGAAAUCUGAAAAUGUUAGUUUUAAGCAAAAGUUUUGCAGUUAGUAGACACUUAGAAAUACCAAUUUCUAAUGUGAAGCGGUAAAAAAUGCACAAACUUGAAUAGUUGCAUUCAUUUUAUGCAUACUUUCAAUUGUUUUAACUUCCAUAUGCACUAUAAAGCAGUUUCCAUGUAACUGAUGAAGAGGAAUUUAGAAGAGGUUAUGACGUUUAUUUCAGGACUUGGCAGGUUACACUCAGAUACUUGAAAGAGAUAAGUGUUUAUGCUUUCAGUUUUGCCCUCUCUUCUAGGGUCUUUCAGUUGCUGCUUUCACAAGUUCUGUGCUUGCCAUUAAAAUACUUUUCCUUCACACUUGCCAAGUGAGCUGCUUGCCUGGGGCAUCUUACACACAAACAGAUCAUUUCAUGUUGGUAAUUGCAGUAGGUGUGGACAUGACUUUGCAGACUAAAGCAGCUGGGGCAGAGGGGCUGCAAUUUGACAAGAUUUUCUUAAAAGAGCACACUUUUCAAAACAGAUUGUAAGUGUGAAGGGCCUUCUCCUUGGUGGGCUGUUUCAGGAAAAAUGCACAACACUGAGAAUAGCGAAGUAACUUUGCAGUACACUUAACUCAUCCUUCCAUACUUGUGGUGGUGCAUGCUCAGAUGCUGCAUGGCUUGUUAUUUUCUUUUCCCUUGCUAUGUUUUUUCCUCCUCCUGCUUCUUUUUUUCAUCUUUGUUUCUGCUCUUAGUUAUACCUUGUGUCCUCACCCCCCACUUAGCCUUGUGUUUUGCCUUUUUCCUGCAAGUUGUGCGCCUUGUGUUGGGCUGGUCUGUGUUAGACUUCAGUAUGAAGUAUUCAGUUACAGGACAUACUGCUUUUAUGCAAAACAUCUUAAUUGCAAAUUGAAGUUCACCUACCAGCUGAAGACUAAAGAUGUGGUUAUAUUAAAACUGGGAAGUCAAGAAAAGAUGAAGUCUUGUAUUUUUCUCACUUUUUUGGUAAAGAUUUUUUCACAUAUAUAUUUAAAACUGGCAUUUUAAAGUGGGAUUUGUUAGGCUGAAUUUUUAAUUCAAUUUUUAAUUCACUUUUCUCAUUCCAUUGUUUUAUGUUAAGAUUUUUACACUGCCAUGUAAAAAGAGAGAGAUAUUUAAACUAAGGCAACUCAGACACAAUUGUGGUUAACUGGAUGGUUCAGCCCAUGAUGUUGCUACUUCCAGGCUAUACAAACUUUACUCACCUGCUAUGGAUAAAACAGAUCCAAAAUGGCAAUAUGAAUGACAGUAUUUUGGAGGAUUUCUACUUACUUGGAAUUUAAAGGCACAUACAUUAAGAUACAUGAGCUGUAAAGGGAUGGAAAAGGGGGUUUGGUAGCUUACAUUUCUUUUAAAUCUCAAUGUAAACCUUUUUCUGCUAGAUUACUUGAAAUUGCCCAGAUGCUGUUGUAAACAAUCAGUUUUAAGUGCAGCUUCUGUUUGGUAUGGAGACAGGUGCUCUGGUUAUGACAAAUGAUGACAGGUUGGCUUAGGGGGUUGUGAUUUUGUGUGCUUUUGUUGGGUUUGGUUUUGUGUUUGUUAUUUGUAAGUGUGACAUUUUAAAUAUAUACAGAUCACUUUAUAUUGCUGUGAUUGUUUUGUUUCUGUUUCAGCUUAUUUGUAUUCUAAGGUGUGUGAAUCCUUUGUUACUAAGACUUGCUAGGCAAUAUGUGAACUAAAACAUCUAACUAAACAUAUGUUUAGGGGUCUUGUUAAUAGUUUUAAAUAUUUUACUGAUGUGGCUGUACUGAUAGAAAGGUGUUAAGAUGGCAUCAUCUUGUUCUUCUGCAGAGAUCAGCUGAAGCAGUUUCAUGUUGUUGGCUUCCUGUGUUUGGAGAUAGCUAAAAAGUGAUAGCAGACCAGAAUGCUUUGACUACACUUUUCUGCUUUACCAGUGUCUACCCAAAUGCUUGCUGAAAUCUAAUCCGGAGCUGAAAGACCUUGUUCUCUUGUUUCUGUUUUUGACACAAAUGGAAGUGUUGUUCGUACAUGACCGAAAGUCCAAUGCCAGGCUCCCCCUUUACUUCAUCAGGGCUACAAGUGUUCUGAAACUGGGUUCUAAUUUUGCUCAGAGCAGCACAUCUGAAUCUCCAUUUCUAAUGUGUAACAUGGCAGUCUUCUCCAAAGAAUCCGAUUCCCUCCUUUUUAAGGAAGAAAAGAGCAGUUGUUUCUCUGUAGUCUUUCCUCAAACGUAGUGCUGUUGUAAACUAGAGUUUUCACAAGUCCUUGUACUACAAAAAUUUCCCUGAGAGAAUUUCUGGGUAAAAUAGUCAUGAUACUAAAAAGGGGUGGUUUUGUUUUCUUGUUUGGUUCAGCACAGGGUUUUCUGAAAACACUUUAUUACUUGCAUUUCAGAGAGAUGAUGCCGUGUGGUUAAAUUUGUAGGUCUUAACCAUUCUUGUGGUAUCAGUACUGCAAAAACAUCUGGGAUAAGGUGAUAAAGUUUGCUCUCUUAGAUCAUGGAGAUGCUUAAUUUUACCAUGGGAAAGUAGUGUGGACCAAUCUUCUAACACCUGAUUGCCAGUUCUUUCUGAAUUUCCUUUUCAUUCCUGAAUUCGAGAUAUCUACAAGUAUCUGAAAACUGUGUGUGCCAACACUACAAAAUACAGAAAUGGAUACUUCUCCUCCUUUUGAGUGUAGGUGGAUGCUGCAAAUAGUCAAAAUCCUGACUGUUAUGACAGGCAUAAUGAGCAGUCUUGUUUUGUGUGGGGAUACCCUGCCUAUACCAUGCUCCCCUAGGUAGGAAACACAAUGUUCAGCUUUUUUGUUUUUUCAAAUUUCCUUAAGAUUUUCCUGUACCCCUGAAUUUCAUUUGAGGGAAAUGCACAGUUGGUGAAGUAGGGGAAUCUAUCUAGUUUGGGAGGCUAGGGAUACAGGACUUCAUGGUGUGCUGCGUAUUGAGUACAGCAUCUGCUUGGAGUAGCUGGAAUGUGUGUCCCAGAACCAGGACUGGGGGUGUACCACAGAGCUCUGCUUUAAAGGCUUCCCUGCAGAUCUGUAGCUCCUAGGAUGGGCUGCAGGAAGAGCCUAACUACUUCUGGAUAGCUCCUGUUGAGGAGGUUGCUAUCCAGGCUAAUUUAGUAAAAAGCCUUGAAUAGUGUGGUCGGCUAAGAGGUCUUUCUUCCUGAGGAUUGCAUGUAUGAGACCUUGUUGGCUGAGCUGAUUUAAUAGUUGCCUGUUUAACUAACUCAAGAUUUGGCCUUCCAGACACACCAAAAUAAAGAAAUGCGUGCCAUGACACUUGCUGACAUGGAAAUUCAGAGAACUUUCUCAAGUGGCACAGUCAAGUAGGGCUUCAAAACAGUUAGCUGUCAUACAGAGUAUUUUUCUAAGGAUUUUGAUUCCCUUGCAGAGGAAGAAUUGAAAGGAAAUUACUUCUGACUAAUCUCUUUUUUAGUGAUAAGAAAUCAGUAGCUUGGUGUUAGUUUUUUUUUUUCUUUCUCCAGUUCCUUAUAGAUCUCCCUCUCCAUUUUUCAGUCUGCUUUCUCCUGGCAGAGAGAGCCGUGGUUCAAAAUACACAUUGUUGGCUGGGAAGAUCAUCAAGUUGGAAUGAAAUGCCUCUUGACUUUAUGCUAAUCAGUUUAUCAUUGAUUAUUUUAAUGUGCCUUUUUCUUAAGCUUCUAAGUGGUUAAAUCAGCUCAUCAUACUAAGAAACCUGUAGCUAGAAAGUAUUUUAAAUAGCAAUCACUCAACAGAAGAAUUCCAUGGUUAGUAAUUCUGAAAUACGUUUCUCUGUGUAUAGGAAAGAUGAGUCCCUGUAGAGCUCUGUUCUAUCACCUGUGAACAUAAGUAGUUAGAUAUUUCUUACUCAAAUCUUGUAUUGUAUUUUAUUAGCAGCAUUUCAUCAGUGGCAGCAUCAGAACUUAAGGCAAAAAGAAGCCAGGUUGUAAUAAUGCAUAGUAAAGAGAACUGUCAUGCCAGGCACUCCAGAUUCAGUGAGUGAUAAUUCAGGCAGCUUCUGCUUGCAUUUACUAAUCGUACAAUACCUCUUUUUGCUUCUCCUCAGAGCCUUGCCUGUGUAAGAAUUGCCUUUCAGACUUCCUUAAAGGCUUCGUUUUGCCCAAAUGAAAGGUCACAGAACAGAUAAUCUCAGUGCUUAGGCUUUGUGCAUCUGUCACCAUCUGACUGCACAGAAAAAUCUCUAAUAUUCUUAGGGACCAUGUCAGCAUUAGUACAGACUAUGUGGGUCUGAUAACUUACACUUUUUUCCAUGUUAAUUGCUCAGAGAUUUUUGAUAAUUACAGUGUUUUUGUAACUCUUUGUGUUAAGGAAACUUGUUGACUCUAAUUCAUAAAUCAGUAGCAGUUCAGUCCAACAAUAAGUGAUAAUCUCUUCCACAAAACAACAACAAGAAGAAGAUACCACAACUAAAUUUUGUAGCAAGUUUAAGGAAGUAGAAACUGAUAUAAUCACGAUUUUUUUCUAGAAAGUAUAUUUAAAACCACAGAAAUAUGUAAGACCUCUCCCAUAUUAUUUUCAUCACCUAAGGGAAAAUGUUGAUAAUCCCCCAGUCUGACCAGCCAAGGGACAGCAGUUGAUCUAGAAGAUAAAUGUUGUUUGGUGGUCUCCUAGGGCUUUUUGUUAAAACAUUUAACCUCUGCAAUAGCUUAGAAGAUCCCUUUAUGCUCUCUAAAGGGAUGGUUAAAAAUAGAUUUGUAUGUAGAAUAAUAGAAUGCUAAAAUUUGUCAUAAUGGGUGAGAAUACAGUAAUGAAAUUACUGGAUACAAUUGGAGUUUUCUGAUGGCUUUUGAUAUGUUUUGUAAGCAUAGAAGUUCCAGCUUGUAUGCUUACAAAAGCUUUCCCUUUUUCUUAAUGUGAAGUCAGUGUCUUUUUAAGUACACAGGCCAAGCUGUCUCAAAAUAAGUAAAUAUAUUGUCCUCAUGACUGCUCUGUCAGAAAGUUACACCACUACAGAGGAGAGCGCAGAUUACAACUGGAUUAAAACGUUAGGAGUCAUAGUUGAAAUAUACUUUAUAACAGCAAAUUGUUAUGCAUUGAGCUGUAAAACAGCAAUAUGCUACUAUUCAUCAGGGUUUUUACUCCUUCCAAAGCUGAAAAUAGUUUAAUACUUGUUACUGCAAUACAGUCGUUUGGUUAUCGCCCAUUUUUCAAGUCCUGGGAUAUUCGUCUGAAAUUACCUUCUCUUGCUCUCAUUUCAUCAGUUCCUUUCUAAUAAGUAUCUGAGACCUCUCCUGAAUGUUUAAUAUGUGUCCCUUUUCCACCUGUGCUCCCUGGAUUUGCUUUUGCAAA